AUGGAUGUAAGUUAUUCUGCUGGAGGACUGGAUCUUAAUGAACCAGCAAAUGAAGAGCAAAUAGAAGAAGAAGAUAUGUCAGGCAGCAAGUCAAACAACCCAGAUGUAACAAAAAGUUCUGAACAUAGCAAGCUUGCAAGUGGGAGCAAUACAGGUGCAUCCGCUGACACAGAUACUCAAACAGGUCAAACACUGUCAACUGAUGAUUCAGGAGAAGAAGAUGAUGAUGAUGAGGUGCAGUCAACACCAUGCAGCCAAGGUGAUGUCCAAACACCUUUCCAAGGAAUGAUGUUUGAUUCAUGGGAGCAAGCGAAGAUGCACUACAACAAAUAUGCUAAAAUGGUUGGGUUUUCAAUCAAGUGCAGCACAUCAAAGAACUCUACUCUAGAUGGACAGAAGGACAAGCAAUUGUUUGUUUGUAAUAAAAGUGGGAAAAAUGCAGACAUACAUGAACUUGAAGCACCACCUGUUAGGCAAAGGAACCGUAGCAUCACUAAGAAAACGGAAUGCAAAGCUAGACUACGAAUAAAGAGGAGAGGGAAGAAGUGGCAUGUAACAUAUUUCAUAGAGGAGCACAAUCACAAGUUGAUUAAGAAGUUCUCCUUGAAGAAGUACUUGAGGUCUCAUAAGGGCAUCCCUAAGGAAGAGAAAGAUUUUGUCAAGCUUUUGCACAAGGUCAAUUUAUCUGCUGGUAGGGUCAUGCGUAUUAUGGGAGAAGUGUAUGGUGGUCUUGCAAAUGUACCAUAUGAUAGCAAGGAUGUGAGCAAUUACAUGGCUAAAAUCGAUGAAGAACACGCCCACAAAGACAUGUCAAUGCUGCUUGCUCACUUUGCCAGAAUGAAGAAGGAAGAUCCCGACUUCUACUUCAACUUACAUACAGAUCAUGCAGACAAGGUUGACCGCAUCUUCUGGGUAGAUGGACCAGCAAUUGCCGCAUACAAGAACUACAGCGACUGUCUAUCAUUUGACACCACAUACAUCACAAACAUGUACAAUAUGCCGUUUGCCCCAUUCAUUGGGAUAAAUAGGUACUGUCAAACAAUUCAGCUAGGUUGUGGUUUCCUAAAGAACGAGAAUAUUGAGAGUUUUGAGUGGUUGUUCAAGGAGUUUCUUGAAGCUAUGGGUGGUGUCCAGCCAGAUAACUUCAUAACUGACCAAGAUGCGGCUGUGUUGGGCAACUUCUUGUCAAAACAUGAGGAGCUAAGGCAGGAGUUGAAUGCAAUUAUUGACUACAGCAUGUCUAUUGAAGAGUUUGAAAUAUUGAAAAGUUACGUCGACCCACACAACAACCUGCACCAUUUCUUCGAGCAGUACUUGAAGUUACAGGAAAAAAUAGAUGUAGCAGAGGAUUCAGUUGAGUUUAAAGAUGAGGAUAAGACUGUUAGAGUAUGGGGAGAUUACCCGCUGGAAGAGCAAGCUUUGACAGUGUAUACGCUGCCAAUAUACCUCCGUUUCAGGGCUGAGCUUCGGAAAGUGACGUCAUACAAUGUGCAGCAAACUGGUGGCCAAACUUAUGUGGUUAUGCCAAUUAAAACCUAUGUUUAUGGCUAUGGCGAUAAAAGCUACAAGGUUGAAGCUAACUUGGAUGCCGAAACUUACAUCUGCGAGUGUUGCAAAUUCAGUAGGGAUGGGUUGUUGUGCUGCCAUAUAUUUAGAGUAAUGGUGCAGUUAGGUACUACUGACUAUAUUCCAGAACGGUACAUUCUCCCCAGGUGGAGGAAACCAGAGGAAACAAUUGUGCAGCAGAAAAUGGAGUUACCUCAGGUGCCAACAGAUAGGAAGAUGAGUAACAAGGAAAGGCAGCAGCUACGUUAUGGCACUCUUUGCAAUGAAUACUCUAGAGUAGCAAAAAUUGCAUCUACAUCUGACAAAGGAAAGGCUUUGGCAGAUAAAUACAUGCUAGCUUUGGAGAAAGAAUUGCAAGCGAUGAAAGCUACAGAAUCUGCAAAACGGAAGAAUAGGAAAAAAGCAACUACACCUAAUGUUGAGGAACAAGAAGGAGAAAAUAUAGGUGAUUCUGGGCAAGGAAGUUCUUCAAAGUUCGAUCAUGUUGAGGAUCCGGUGUACAUUGCAAAACAAGGGCGCCCAACAGAAAAAAGAAAACAAUCUGGGCUCCAUUUGAACCCUACAAAGGUUGUCAAGUGCAGUGUGUGUGGCUCUAUUCGACAUACGGCAGCAACAUGCAAAGAUAAGCUCACCCCUGACAAGGAGGCAAAGGAAAUCAACUUCUUCCGUGACAUGGUUUAG
Lolium perenne is the source of this 2247-nucleotide messenger RNA. NCBI's taxonomy places the organism in Eukaryota, Viridiplantae, Streptophyta, Magnoliopsida, Poales, Poaceae. The record is from RefSeq and is a predicted model, not a curated record.